Cetraspora pellucida is the source of this 774-nucleotide messenger RNA. The record is from the annotation of a GenBank genome assembly. Lineage: Eukaryota; Fungi; Glomeromycota; Glomeromycetes; Diversisporales; Gigasporaceae.
AUGUUUAAUGAUGCAUUACGAUCUGAUCAAUUGGGUGAUUUUGGUUCCGUUGUUGGUUCAUUAGAACCUGGCAAAAGCGUUUAUGUAUCUGUAGACCUUCAAGCUCCUACUGAGCCUGGAAAAUACAUCUCAUAUUGGAGUUUGACUGAUGAUGAAGGAAAUGUAUUUGGACAUAAGAUUUGGUGUGAAAUUAUCGUUGAAGCCGACGAUCAAUCAUCGAGCAUGUCUUCCUCAAUGAUUUUCCCGGUUUUGAAUUAUGAUCAAAAAUUAGCCCAAUCUACUUCCGGUUCUAUUCAAUCUCCAGUUUCUACUGCUGAAGAUAAUAAUGACAAUGUUCCACUCCAAAAUUUCGUGAAACCUACCACUACUGAAUUACAAGGCGGGAUCGUAGAUAUUGAAAGUAUUUCGGAAUUAAAUUCUGAACUUUUUAAUUCUGAUGAUGAUGAAUCAGAUACUUCAUCUAUCAUUUCUGAUUCUUCCCAAGAUUUUAUUGUUGUCGAUAAAGAUUCUGAUGAUGAUGAGAUGGAAAAUAGUUUUAUAAAUUCUGAGGUGAGAUCCUCGAUCACUAAUUCACUUGUUAUGUCUUCUUGUGGAGAUAACACCAGCAUUCAUGAUGAUUUUAAAGAUAAACCGACAGAAGAAUUAAAGUACCAACAAGAAAUUUCUAAAUUAGCCGAAAUGGGUUUUACCGAUACCGAAACGACUUACAAUCUUUUACUUGCCUUUGAUGGGAAUAUUGAUAAAGUGAUCGACUCAUUUAUGCAGUGGGAAUAA